Drosophila melanogaster (fruit fly) is the source of this 4391-nucleotide messenger RNA. It is a transcript of the gene Pitslre, whose product is annotated as pitslre. Lineage: Eukaryota; Metazoa; Arthropoda; Insecta; Diptera; Drosophilidae. Gene Ontology annotation, cellular component: nucleus. Gene Ontology annotation, biological process: regulation of cell cycle. The record is from RefSeq and is marked reviewed. The transcript has 4 exons. The coding region runs from base 1925 to 4261 and encodes 778 amino acids. Gene Ontology annotation, molecular function: kinase activity; protein serine/threonine kinase activity; transferase activity.
UUGCUUUAGCACGCUGAAUUUCACAUUUCCACCACAAGAAAAAAGAAGAGAAGAAAGAAACGCAGACGACCUUUUGCUGAACCAAACGAUUGAAAACAACGGUAGCCAGGCGAACGCCGCAGAAACCUGCCAACAAUUACGUGAACCAACGCAAGGGCACCCGUGCAAUUGGCAUUUUAAUUGGCGACUUUAGCUGCGAACGGCGCGCCGAAAAUGGUCAAUUCGUCUGGCAGCGAGGAUGGCCAGUUGCGGAGCCCCAACGAUGUGCACUAUCACAGGCCAAAAAGUGUGUACUUGUCCCAAGACCGAGGCGCGCGAUGGCCAACAACAAACCUAAUAAUAAUCGUAAUAAAAGUAAAAAUAAAAACCAACCAAAAAAAAAAAAUGAAAAUAAAAACGAACGAAAAAGUGCAAGCUAGAGGCAAAAUUCGAGUUUAAAACUGUGCACCUGCAGUGUCAAUGGCAGACGGGACCGAAUCUUCUCAAGCCAACCUACAUUAAUCUCGCUUGACCCGCCGCUGUCAAGUUAUAUGUGUUCCGAGAACCGAAUACAGAAAACCCGAGAUUCGCAAUAGAGAUCCGAUAAGCUCCGAACCGAUGGAUCGAUCGAUUCGAUCCCUCUCAUAUGCUGCUGGCGGUAAAUUGUAAUACUCUGUAUUAAUCUCAAUUGAAUGAAACACACACAAUAUUGUAUUUAUACUACUUUGCUAAUGCCUCUUUCCAAGUCCUGUCUCAAUGUCUUUCGUGUCUCUCUGUUUCUCAAAAGAUAACUACUCCCAUUCCCAGCAGGUUGCGCAGUCAGUCGUGUAAGUGUUUGCAUUUUACAGCCCUUGGGAGCUUUGGCGCUCCGAGCUCCAUGGAAUAGUUACGGGAUCCGGGAUCAGGUAAGUACUCCAUUUGAUAGCACUCAAUGGUGGGUCGAUUUUUAGUUUUGUGUUUGUUUAUAUUCCUAUUAAAACAAUUUAUAAAAGACUAAGCUUAGAAAAUCUAUUACCAGAUUCACAGACAUAUGCGAACAUUUGUUCUUAAACGACUCCGUGAUUACUUGUCUCCAUGGCUUCCAACCUUGUUUACUUGCCCUCAAAUCGACCCACCAAAUUUCACCCGUUGCUGCUCAAAUAUGGAACAAAAACGCCAAUUAUCUGAGCAACACCGAGUCGAUUGCCUCAAAUAAAUCACUAAUGAUUCGCUUAUGUACUGCACCAAAGUUUCUGUAUCUAAUCUCGAAAGAAUUCCAGAGCUAGCGUGGACUCGAGCUUUUAAUGUCUCCAAGGGCUAGAGUAAAAUGUAAUCCAAACACCGACUGCAGCAAAACACGCAACCUGCAACGAGCAACAUGCAACACGGUCAGAGCAGCGCCUGUUCUACUGGGUCUUCAGCAGGCAUCGGUCCAGAAUCAUCAGCAGAUGGGACGGACACCACUUAAAGCAUGACACCAUAAUUUUGGACUUUCUCUCUUACUUUUAGCCGAGGCGAGGAGGAUGAGCACGAGGGCGACGCUGAUGCCUUGUACAUUCAACCACCGCAGGCCAGCCGAGAAUCAGGAUCCGGUCCCAGGCGCGAGAAGAAGAAACAUUCCCGCGAGCGUCGACGCCACAAGGAGCGUGAUGACGUAGGCGGUGCUGCACUAGCACUAGAACGGGAUCAUCGAUAUGACUAUCGGAGCCGGGAGGAGCACUACCACCACCACCAACGCGAACGGAGCAGCAAUGCGGCUGCAGCCUAUGCGAAACACCACCUGGGCCAUGCCUACCAUUACCCUCAGCCGCCUCAACAGCAGCAACAGCCUCUACCGCCGGCGCCCAGCUAUGCUGCCCACCAUUAUCAUCAUCACCAGCAUUUAAGUGGAGCUCGAGCUGCUCCCCGCGAAUACCAUUCCUAUCCAUCGGGCUACCAUUCGGGCAGUCGACACGGCGACUACCCAAUGGAGGAGCCAACGCGACGCAGCAGUAAGUACGCGGAGAGCAAGGAUGCUGAGAGCCUGGAACAGGAUCUGCGAUCGAGGUUGCUGAAAAAGCGCCAUAACUACGUUAAGGAUUAUGAAACGGAGGAGAACUAUGAGCAUCGGGUCGAGAGAAGUGAUCGCCGGGAGGGAGGACGCAAAGAGCGGGAGAGAACUGUGCGAAGUACCCACAAGCAAAACCGUCACGACCGAGUCAUUGAGCUGCUGGACAGUCCUGAGCAGGAGCACCACCAUCAGCACCAGCACAAAUCGCAUCGCAGCAAGUGGCGCGAGGAGGUUGAGGUUAUCAGACGAAAGGUGCCCGAGGACUUGGAGCUGUUGGCUCGCAGGGAAAAACUUCUUGCCGCUGAACGGGAAAGCCGCCAGCGAAAACAGACGGCUCGUGAGGAACUGGAAGCUCGGCGGGAGUUGCUCCGCGAGCGAAACGAGCACAGUGAUGCACUUAGUCCAACAACAGUGGCUGCAAGUGUAACCGCAGGUCUGAACAUUCAUGUGAAGAGGAAGUCCAAGCCGGAUAACUAUGAGAAGGAAAUCAAACUCAAGAAGCGGCGGGAAGAUGAUAUCGAGGUUAUCCGAGAUGAUGACGAUGAGGAAAGCGAGGAGAGCGACUCAAACGAGGAGGUUCCUGAGCAAGACAGCGAAGGAAGCGCAACAGAGUCUGGAAGCGAAGACAGCUAUGCUAGCAAAAAGAAGAGCAAGAUUAAAUCCAAGUCUCAAUUGGAAGACGAUGACGAGGAUUUACCCUUACCCGACAGUCCACUUAGCGUGGGUGAGCUAUACAAGUCGCCCAAGCAACGUCAGCGAUCUCGCUCUGUAAGCUCCAAGAGCAGCUCCCAGUCCAGUCGAAGCAGUCGGUCCAGAUCCCGUUCUAGAAGUCAAAGCAGCCUAGAGGAUGAGGUAGAUCGUCAAGACGUGGGGGCAGAUGCCUCACCCAGCAGCAGCACACGCAGCGAGGAACGUGGAAUGACCCAAGAGCAGCCGGAAGAGAAGCCCGAGGAGAAACUCAAAGAGAAACAGAAGUCUCUGGAGGAGCAAAUUCCGUGCGAUGACAAGGGCAUUCCCCUGCCCAACUAUUAUCCCGGUGUGCAGGGCUGCCGGUCUGUGGAGGAAUUCCAGUGUCUAAACCGCAUCGAAGAGGGAACCUAUGGAGUGGUAUAUCGAGCCAAGGACAAAAGAACCAAUGAGAUUGUGGCUCUUAAGCGUCUGAAAAUGGAGAAGGAAAAGGAGGGAUUUCCGAUAACAUCACUCAGGGAGAUCAACACUCUUCUCAAGGGUCAGCACCCGAAUAUUGUGACCGUUCGCGAGAUCGUGGUCGGAUCCAACAUGGAUAAGAUAUUUAUUGUGAUGGACUAUGUAGAACACGACCUGAAAUCCCUGAUGGAAACGAUGAAAAAUCGUAAGCAGAGCUUUUUCCCCGGAGAAGUCAAAUGUCUGACGCAGCAGCUUCUGCGGGCGGUGGCCCACCUCCAUGACAAUUGGAUAUUGCAUCGUGACCUGAAGACCUCCAAUCUCCUCUUGUCCCACAAGGGCAUUCUCAAGGUGGGUGAUUUCGGAUUGGCAAGGGAGUAUGGAUCGCCGAUCAAGAAGUAUACCUCACUUGUUGUCACUCUCUGGUAUCGUGCACCCGAGCUCCUUCUCUGCUCGCCGGUUUACUCCACGCCCAUAGACGUCUGGUCGGUAGGCUGCAUUUUCGCCGAAUUCUUGCAGAUGCUGCCGCUCUUUCCGGGAAAAUCUGAAAUCGAUGAGCUUAACAGGAUCUUUAAGGAAUUGGGAACUCCGAACGAGAAGAUCUGGCCAGGAUACACCGAGCUCCCAGCCGUGAAGAACAUGUUGUCGCAGAACUCUCAGUUUACCGAGUAUCCCGUCUCGCAACUGCGCAAGCACUUCCAGGAGAAGACCUCUGAAAUGGGCUUGUCGCUGCUGCAGGGUCUGCUGACGUACGAUCCGAAACAAAGACUGAGCGCCGACGCGGCACUAAAGCACGGCUUCUUCAAGGAGCUGCCAUUGCCCAUCGAUCCAUCCAUGUUUCCCACCUGGCCGGCCAAGAGCGAGUUGGGAGCCCGCAAGGCGCAAGCCUCUUCCCCCAAACCGCCAUCCGGUGGCUCGCAGUUCAAGCAACUAGGCCGCGACGAGCCCAUCAUCGUGGGACCGGGAAACAAGCUCUCAUCUGGGAUUAUCACUGGCAACAAGAAGAGCCACGGAGCUGGUGGAUCGUCGGCUAGCACGGGAUUUGUCCUGAACGCUGGAAUAACGCAGCGCCAGUUGGCCAUGGGACCGGGAUUCAGUCUGAAGUUCUGAUUCUGUGUGUUUUAGCCCAUUACGAUUACGAUUAAUUGUUAUGUAUAGUUAGCGAUGUAAGUGGAAAAUUUCGUUUAAUUGUAUGUGUAUAAAUAUUGUUCCAUAUAUAAUUUAAAAAGCCAUACAAAGC